Molecule: messenger RNA, 1591 nt
Organism: Salvia splendens (bonfire salvia)
Lineage: Eukaryota; Viridiplantae; Streptophyta; Magnoliopsida; Lamiales; Lamiaceae
Product: phosphomethylpyrimidine synthase, chloroplastic
Exons: 4
Coding region: 88-945 (285 amino acids)
Biological process (GO): thiamine biosynthetic process
Molecular function (GO): iron-sulfur cluster binding
Source: RefSeq, a predicted model, not a curated record
CUCCAGAUUUGAGGUUCAGCUUCUUCUUGUUUCUUUUCUACUUUAUUUUGUUAUUUCGAUCAUCUAUUGCAUUCGUUCGUCUUCUGCAUGGUCACUGUGUCAGGAAAUUCAGCUGUGUACAACAACAGAAACUCCUCUGCUUCAUCGAAAUACCUCAGCAGCUCCUUCCUCCAUGGAACUAACAUGAAUGGACAGGUUGCAAGCAUAAGAAGAAAGGAAGUCUCCCCUGCUUUCUUUGCAAGCCUCAAAGCUACAUUAACAUUCGAUCCCUCGACUACCAACCAAGAAAAAGUUAAGACACGUAAGCACACGGUUGAUCCGAAUGCUCCUGACUUCCUCCCCCUUCCAUCCUUUGAGGAUUGCUUCCCUAAAAGCACCAAAGAAUACACGGAAGUUGUCCACGAGUUGUCCACCAUUGGAGCUGCCAACAUCGGGGUUCUUGGAACAGCGCUACUCUGCUACGUGACCCCUAAAGAGCAUCUAGGAUUGCCUAAUCGCGAUGAUGUGAAAGCCGGAGUCAUUGCGUACAAGAUAGCUGCACAUGCUGCUGAUCUGGCAAAGCAGCAUCCUCACGCUCAAGCUUGGGAUGAUGCACUGAGCAAGGCGAGAUUCGAGUUCCGCUGGAUGGAUCAGUUUGCUCUGUCGUUGGACCCGACCACUGCCUUGUCGUUCCAUGACGAAACACUGCCGUCUGAUGGUGCUAAAGUGGCACACUUCUGCUCGAUGUGCAGGCCCAAGUUCUGCUCGAUGAAGAUAACCAAGGACGUCAGGAAAUAUGCGGAGGAGCACGGCUAUGGGGACGCGGAGGAGGCCGUAUUGCACGGCAUGGAAGCCAUGAGUGCUGAGUUCUUAGCUGCCAAGAAGACUGUGAGUGGAGAGCAACAUGGCGAGGUUGGAGGUGAAAUUUACUUACUGGUGCAGUAUGCCAAAUCUAAGACAGUUUGAAGGGGCUUCUUUCACAGAAGAUGCAAUAAACUAGGCACGAUCGAGAACCGAGUCUUGGAGCUAUGAUGCAUGGAUUAGCUAAGUCAAGAUUCAAGAAUGAUGAGGUUUGAGAAAGCUCUUGAUGCAUUAGGUGAGUACAAUAGUAGCUUGAGCUAUGAAGUGUGUCGAACGCCCUUUUAAUCUCGAUCACCAUGUGCUUAUAUGGAUUAAUAAAAAUGUUUUUAAUUUUCUUUUGAUGUUAAAUGUCUCUUUUAGUCCAUUGAAUGACGUGAAAAUGCACCGGGGGUGUCUGUAUCGGGUCCAGUUGAGGCUCGGGGCUUGGACCCGAUCGGGCUGAGAAAGUCCCUUUGCACCUGAACAGGAUAAUGCCUGCGUAGGGAGUGUGCUUUUUUUGUGUUUGUGUGUUUGCAGAUGGAAGACUGCCCAGUUUCAGCCAUCUCUGCACCUUCAUAUUAUGUAUGCUUGUAUGAAGCAAGCGUUUCAACAUGUCCUGUUUUGGUUUAGAAAGUUAGACAAUUGCAGAUCUAGGUGGGUCGGUUUCUCAUUAACGUAUGUCUCAAAAUGGCCACACUAUAUCCCGACAGAGGAGGGGUUGUCAAGACCUCCAUUGCACCUCUGGAGUUGAACAUAUUGAUCAAUUCAACUA